AUGAUACCGGUAAGGCAGGAUGACGUAAAACAUCAGAAGCUCUGGGAUCUGUUGCCCCAUCUUGCUUGGACUCUGAUGCAACACGGCGUGAAAGGAGGCACGGCGUUGGUUAAACGCUUUGCCCCUGACGAUAAGCCAGAUGAUACAGCAACAGUCCUGGUUUCGACCACAAAGCUCGAGAAUCAAGACUGGGCGCCCGCCAUAGCCGCGAUGGCAGAGGUUCUCAUUGAAAACCAGCUUGGCGAGAAGACGAUUGUCGAAAUUCUCGACGACAGGGCUGAAGAAUAUUUUUUCCCUGCGCGAACAGAUACUGAGACGCAGUCCAAGUUCCGGGAAGAAUGGCCCAGCAACAUUGAACCUCAGAUGCUUGAAUACCUAGGAAAUGGCCCUGAGUGGGAGACGCUCACCGUUCUAAAUAGGGGCCGAACUAAGGAGGACUCGCAUCUUACAGUCACUGUAGGAAUCACCAAAAAAGCGUCUCAUUCAUGGCAGAUCGAGAAAUACAAUUACCUGGUAAAUAUGCUCGACAGCUAUAACGUGGGGUUCGCUUUUAAGCAAUCGGAUCUUGAUCGCCCGAGUCGCUCUGGAUAG
Messenger RNA from Bacidia gigantensis, 591 nucleotides. RefSeq lists its product as uncharacterized. NCBI's taxonomy places the organism in Eukaryota, Fungi, Ascomycota, Lecanoromycetes, Lecanorales, Ramalinaceae. The transcript is spliced from 2 exons. The record is from RefSeq and is a predicted model, not a curated record. The coding region runs from base 1 to 591 and encodes 196 amino acids.